Molecule: messenger RNA, 507 nt
Organism: Striga asiatica
Lineage: Eukaryota; Viridiplantae; Streptophyta; Magnoliopsida; Lamiales; Orobanchaceae
Source: the annotation of a GenBank genome assembly
AUGCACAACCACCAGCGAGCCCAAAUGAGCCGUCCACGCACCAGGAAAGCUGCAACCAGCCCAAAUGACCUUCAGCAGCCCCAUUGCCGUCCGAUAGCAGUCCAACAACCCCAAGGCGAUGCGAGGUGCGACUUGGACACCAGAAGGCGAGACGAGAUAGAUGACCUACUAUACAAACAACUAUCAGCAUCAGAUUUAUACUUACAUGCCAUUCUUGGACUCAAAGCAUACAUGAAAGCAUUGGCAACACCAAAUUGGGUACUACUCCCCACAGUCCAACACAUGCAAAAAGCUGUACAUGAAAUUUUAAAAGCAUAUUGGAAGCUACAAGGAAUUCAGGGUCACAAUAUAACAAACCAUAACUGGAACUACAACUUUAGAGGUACUGAGAUCCUAUACUACUCAAACCACAACAAAUAUCGUAUCUUCAAUAGCCAAACUACCCCCAUUUGUUUCGAGGAACCUGACACCCUUUACAUCUCAACUUCAUAUAAACAUGAAACAUAA